AGUUAGAACAUCAAGAUUCAGGAUAUUGUUUAAAUUUAAAUAAAAUAUCAGAACUAUUUUUUUAUCUAUAGAAAUGUCCCAAUAUCAUAAUCAGGAUAUUUUUCUAGACACAGAAUAUAAUGAUAAUAAACAGUGCAUCGUUGGAACAUGUUUGGAUAUGUGUCCACGCGAAGAAAUUACUUUGCGGAAAAAAGAAAAGUUGGUGCAUGUUUUAGAAGUUACUGGUUCGGGGUACAAAUUAAUUAAAAGUUAUUCCCGUUCGGCGGCGAGUGCUAACAUGGCAGUGCCUCGUCUUUUGAGGCCAUAUCCAGUGCUCUUCGACACUAUACACUAUUUAUUGCUGAAGGUAUCAAAGAGAUCGGAUGUUCAGAUGUCAGUUUUAUAUGACUUUCUAAAUGAUCGUUUAAGGGCUGUAAGGCAAGAUAUGACAAUACAACGACUCCCACCAGAGGAGAGCAUUAUUCUACUAGAACCUAUGAUAAGGUUUUAUGUUUACUAUGGCUAUAGGUUAUGUGAUCAUCCAUUGAGUGAAUAUGAUCCUGUUCUCAACAAGAAAUAUCUGUUGGAAUGUCUCAAAUGGUACUUAAGUUGUUGUGACCUUAUGGAACAGAGUAAAAUUGGCGUCAACGAUGUAGAUGCAAUCAUUGAUAAUUUAUCUACUUUGAAUGUUAAUAGGGGAAAGGAUGGAACUCUCUCAUGUGACAGAAUUUUAAUAGAAAGCUUCUAUAUCUUGUGUAAUUUAGAUGAUAUGCACCCACUUUAUAGGUAUUUGAACUUACCAAAAUCUAUUAAAAGAGUUUCUAUAUUAAAGCUGACCUAUGACAUAGCAGUGGCUCACCUGCAGGGAAAUUACAUCAGGAUGUGGAAACUGUCUAAAAGAUUAUGUCCGCUAACUUUUUCAGUUCUCUGCUUGCAUCUGCCAUCAUUACAAAAAAGAGCUUUGCAAAGCCUGAGUAGCGCAUUCAACAGUAAACAAUUGACUGUGCCCGUAACGGCGAUAAAACAGUGGCUAGCAUUCAACAGCGAGGAGGAAGUGCGCACAGCUUGUACACAUUAUGGUCUGAAGGCUACUGAUGGCGUUUUAUUUAACAAAAAUAAUUUUAAACUCAAUCUAAAUACGCUCCCUCCGAAAAAAUACUAUAAAGCAAAAAUAUUAUGUUUAAAGCUAGAAGACGUACUAUCCUAUACUGUAUAAUGUUUAAUAUUUUACAAAUGUAACAACUGAUCUCAUUAUUUUAUGUUCAAAGUUUAACUCGUUUUGAAAUAAAACAAAGA
Nymphalis io (European peacock) is the source of this 1275-nucleotide messenger RNA. RefSeq names its product germinal-center associated nuclear protein. Lineage: Eukaryota; Metazoa; Arthropoda; Insecta; Lepidoptera; Nymphalidae. The record is from RefSeq and is a predicted model, not a curated record. Bases 74 to 1195 code for a protein of 373 amino acids. Gene Ontology annotation, cellular component: nucleus; centrosome; spindle. Gene Ontology annotation, biological process: centrosome duplication; spindle assembly. The transcript is spliced from 7 exons.